AUGGCGGGUGGGAUCUCAGAUGGAUUGGAUUUGUGGAGGGAAAAACGAACCAAGGCGGGCGGGAGGGAGGGAAAAGGAACAAGGGGAAACCGGGAAAGAAGGAGAAGAAGGAAGACGAGCGCGCGCGCGGGAAGGAAAAACGCCAAGCCUCCCUCCUCCGACUCCCGCGCCAACAAAAUAACAAGGGACCCCCCCCCCCCCCCCCCCCCCCCCGCGCUCGCCUUCUCCACCUACUUCGUCCUCGCCCUCCCGCCUUCUGCUGCUUCGUCCGUCGCCUUCUUCCUCACGCCCUCCGCAGCCUACCGCUCGCCCACCGCCCUCGCCGUCGUCUUCUCCGCGCGCCACGUCCGCGUCGACCUCGGCGGCCGCGCCGCCAUACAGGGCCAGGCCCACUAUUCGCCUGCCCCGGACCGGAGCCGGAACCUCCACGCCUGGAGAGAAUACAAAGCCACCUCCGCCACGCGCAUCCCCACCCACAACCACCCGAGCCCCGCCGCCGCCGCUCUCCUGUCCACUCGAUCUGUCCCCCGUCCUCCGGCGGGGCUCCGUCCUCGCCGGCUUCCGGAUGCCCUCCGGCAACUGCACCUUACUCAGCUGGGCCUUCCGAGAUUAUGCUCGUCGGAGUCAAGGACGACGCUGCCACCGACGACGACAAUGGCCAUCCGCCGUCCGGCGCGGCUAACAAUUCAGUUCAAUUCAGGUUGCUGCUGCCUUUGCAAUUGUCUUGUAAUUACUACUCUAGUACCAUCAUCAAUCAGACCACGGUGGAAACUGCAGAUUUUGCCAUCAAACACAACAGCGCAAGGUCUGCGCUUUCUGCCCAAAUCAAGUCCUUCUUCUGCAGUAAUUCCUCCUCCCAUAGACGGACGGAUACUAGACCCAUAAUACUUCAAGCUGUGGUUGAUCAUCAGAGUUUUGGCCUGCAUUCAGCUCCAAGUUUGAUUUGAUGAUGUAGGUCCCCUUCAAGUUGCCAACAUAGUGGAGCAAAAAUCAACUUCGAGCAAGUGACCUGCAUUUCAU
Messenger RNA from Panicum virgatum (switchgrass), 1020 nucleotides. Its product is annotated as chromatin-remodeling ATPase INO80-like. Bases 1 to 885 code for a protein of 294 amino acids. NCBI's taxonomy places the organism in Eukaryota, Viridiplantae, Streptophyta, Magnoliopsida, Poales, Poaceae. The record is from RefSeq and is a predicted model, not a curated record. The transcript has 4 exons.